Messenger RNA from Effrenium voratum, 891 nucleotides. NCBI's taxonomy places the organism in Eukaryota, Dinophyceae, Suessiales, Symbiodiniaceae. The record is from the annotation of a GenBank genome assembly.
AGAGACUACUCGCACCUGAGAGCUCAGAGCUUCUCUGGGACAUGCCGAGGAAGAAGGUGCCCCUGCGGCUGCCUCGGGUCCGCCCCUCCCGGGAUUUCCCGGACCCGGAGCCCGCCCGGAGCACGGCCAGCGCGCCCGCGAACCCCUUCGAUGCUGACAUCUCAGAGCUCUUGGCAUCCAAGGAUGAAUGGUCCAUCCAAGGGCCUGAGGAUAUCAUCCAAGAGGCGAAGCGCUCUGUGCAAGCUCGGAAGCAGUGCCCGGAGCCCGACGAUGCGCUGGAGACCAAGCCCUGGGAGCACCAGGACACCGCAGACAAGGGCUAUCACAUCAUCCUCCCGGACAACCGCGUGGUGGCGGUGGAGAACCAGCUCAGCCGCCGGCUCUGCGAUGAGCUGCUUGGAAACGCGCCGCGGGAGCCCAAGGUCAAGGAGGAGCUUGAGCUUCGGGAGCCCAAGCCACGGCGGCGCCAGGCGCCGGACGAGGUGUACAUCACGGAGCCCGAGGAGCCGGACCGGGCCUUGGGCGGCCGCCGGAAGAUGCGGAAUCCUUGGUACUUGCCGCCGACGGUCUGGUACAACGGCGAGAUGGGCAAGGACCCGAAGGAGCAGGCGCCACUGGGCUUCCCCUACGACACGCUGCUGGGCGAGUCGCGGCACGGGCCCCCGCAGGACGAGGCGCCGCCCAUCGGGGACAAGGACAUCUCCCAGCUGCUGGACACGGCGAAGAAGCACUUCCAGGCGCAGGGGCAUCGUUUGCCGCACUUCCUGCAGGUGGCGAUGUGAGUAGAAACAGAGAUAGAUCAGCUGGCAGUCUGACCAGUCUGGCCAGUCUUUUUGUUUGUAGGAAGCCAUGGGUGCUUCAGGCCAGACCAUGUCAGAGCUUCUUGUGGUC